AUGGCACAAGCAGGUCCCAUCACAGAUGUGACCCAGCGGCUGUUCACUGAGCUCAAAUCCAAGAACGAGGAGACCAGGGUGCGAGCUGCCUACGAGCUCUACGACAACGUCCUCUCCGUCUCACGGGACUGGGCCCCGGAGAAAUUUGUCGAGUUUUACAAUACGGUCAGCCAACGCAUCGCCCAGCUGGUUGUAACCGGCAGCGAUGCCAAUGAGAGAAUCGGCGGCCUCCUCGCGCUCGACCGCCUAAUCGAUUUCGAUGGAGUCGAUGCCGCCCAGAAAACCACUCGUUUUGCCAGCUACCUGCGCAGCGCCCUUCGCAGCAAUGAUAACGUGGUAUUGGUCUACGCGGCCCGGUCGCUGGGCCGUCUAGCGAAGCCUGGCGGAGCCCUGACGGCAGAACUGGUAGAAAGUGAAAUCCAAUCGGCGCUGGAAUGGCUUCAGUCGGAGCGUCAGGAGAGUCGUCGCUUUGCCGCUGUGCUCGUCAUCCGAGAACUGGCCAAGGGAUCACCGACCUUGCUCUACGGCUUCGUACCGCAGAUCUUCGAACUGGUUUGGGUCGCGCUGCGGGACCCCAAAGUCCUCAUCCGAGAAACCGCUGCAGAGGCUGUGGGCGAAUGCUUCGAGAUCAUUGCGGCCCGAGAUAUCCAGGUCCGCCAGCAAUGGUUUGCGAGAAUCUACGACGAGGCUCUGCUAGGCUUGAAAUCUCACAAUGUCGAGUGGAUCCAUGGAUCCCUUCUCAUUCUCAAAGCGCUGAUUCUGAAAGGCACAAUGUUUAUGAAUGAGCACUACCGCAACGCCUGCGAGAUUGUCCUUCGCCUCAAGGACCACCGCGACCCCAAGAUUCGCACCCAGGUCGUCCUGACCAUUCCUAUCCUUGCCUCCUACGCCCCUGUCGAUUUUACGGAGAUAUAUCUGCACCGAUUCAUGAUCUACCUACAAGCGCAACUCAAGAGGGACAAGGAAAGGAAUGCGGCCUUCAUUGCGAUCGGGAAUAUUGCGAACGCAGUGGGUCCCGCCAUCGCCCAAUAUCUGGACGGGAUCAUCAUUUACAUCCGGGAGGGUCUUGCGAUGAAAGCGAGAAACCGAGCGGGGGUCGUCGAGGCGCCCAUGUUUGAGUGCAUUAGUAUGCUUUCCCUUGCUGUAGGACAAGCGCUCAGCAAGUACAUCGAAGCUUUGCUCGACCCGAUAUUUGCCUGCGGUCUCAGUGAGUCUUUGACACAGGCGUUGGUCGAUAUGGCACACUACAUUCCUCCUAUCAAACCUACCAUCCAAGAAAAACUUCUCGAUAUGCUAAGCAUCAUCCUCUGUGGCACGCCGUUCCGGCCGCUCGGAUGCCCAGAAAAUCGACUUCCGCCAAUGCCAUCUUUCGCAAAGGACUUUGCACUUCACGAGGUCCACUCGGACUCGGAGAUUGCACUCGCUCUUCACACUUUGGGAAGCUUUGACUUUUCUGGUCACAUCCUGAAUGAGUUUGUGCGCGACGUUGCCAUCAACUACGUGGAAAAUGACAGCCCCGAGAUUCGAAAGGCGUCGGCUCUCACCUGCUGUCAGCUGUUUGUGCAUGAUCCCAUUAUCAACCAAACCAGCGGGCACUCAAUACAGGUCGUCAGCGAGGUCAUCGACAAGUUGCUGACCGUUGGUGUCGGCGAUCCUGACCCGGAGAUCCGCCGCACAGUACUGUGGUCAUUAGAUCGCAAAUUUGAUCGCCAUCUUGCACGCCCCGAGAACAUCCGGUGUUUGUUCUUGGCCGUCAAUGACGAAGUUUUCGCCGUCAAAGAAGCCUCAAUAUGCAUCAUUGGCCGACUCUCCAGUGUCAACCCGGCCUAUGUUUUCCCACCACUCCGAAAAUUGCUGGUCAAUCUUCUGACUGGACUUGGGUUUGCCAAUACGGCCCGCCAGAAGGAAGAAACGGCCCAGCUCAUCAGCUUAUUUGUCUCUAAUGCGACCAAGUUGAUACGGUCGUAUGUCGAUCCCAUGGUGACCGCAUUGCUACCCAAGGCGACGGACGGCAAUCCGGGCGUGGCGGCUACUACAUUGAAGGCCGUGGGUGAGCUUGCCAACGUAGGCGGUGCUGAAAUGAGGCGAUACUUGCCGCAGAUUAUGCCCAUCAUCUUGGAUUCUCUUCAGGAUCUUUCUUCGCAUACAAAACGGGAAUCCGCGUUGCGGACACUGGGACAGUUAGCCAGCAACUCGGGCUACGUGAUCGAACCUUACCUCGAAUAUCCUCAUCUGCUUGCCGUACUCAUCACCAUCAUCAAAACGGAACAGACAGGGUCCCUACGCAAAGAGACCAUCAAACUACUUGGUGUCCUCGGUGCCCUUGAUCCAUACAAGUACCAGCAGAUCAGUGAGAUUGAGCCAGAUGUUCAUCACAUCAACGAAAUCCAGAACGUGUCCGAUGUCGCUCUGAUCAUGCAGGGCCUCACGCCGUCCAAUGAAGAAUACUAUCCUACGGUGGUCAUUCAUACUCUGAUGCAGAACAUCCUGCGCGAAAACUCUCUUGCUCAAUAUCAUUCAGCGGUCAUCGAUGCCAUUGUUACCAUCUUCAAGACUCUGGGUUUGAAGUGUGUGCCAUUUUUGAGCCAAAUCAUCCCAGGCUUCAUCUCGGUGAUCAGAAGCUCUCCGGCUAGCCGUCUCGAGUCUUACUUCAACCAGAUGGCUAUCUUAGUUAACAUUGUCAGACAACAUAUCCGCGCGUUUCUGCCAGAGAUUAUCGAGGUCGUUCGCGAAUAUUGGGAUGCAUCAUACCAGGUACAGGGCACCAUCGUGUCGUUGGUGGAAGCCGUUGCCAAGUCGUUGGAAGGGGAAUUCCGAAAGUAUCUUGCUGGUCUGGUGCCCUUGAUGCUGGACACACUUGAGAAGGAUACUACACCACGUCGCCAACCAUCAGAAAGGAUCCUCCAUGCCUUUUUGAUUUUUGGUUCCAGUGGAGAGGAAUACAUGCAUCUCAUCAUCCCUGCUAUUGUUCGCCUGUUCGAUCGAUCGCAAAACCCGCAGAGCAUCCGCAAGUCCGCAAUCGACAGUCUGACAAAACUGUCACGACAAGUCAAUGUUUCUGACUUUGCAUCUCUCAUGGUGCAUUCCCUAUCUCGUGUUGUGGCUGGCAGCGACCGCCUCUUGCGCCAGGCUGCUAUGGACUGCAUUUGUGCUCUUAUCUUUCAACUUGGCCAGGACUUUACGCACUACAUCCAUCUUUUGAACAAAGUCCUCAAGCAUCAUCAGAUCACUCACGUCAACUACCAGGUUUUGGUGACGAAGCUCCAGAAGGGUGAGGGGCUUCCUCAGGACUUAAACCCGGAGCAGAACUACGCUUCCAUGACUGAUGACAACAACUUCGCUGAAAUCGGACAAAAGAAGAUUGUGGUGAACCAACAACAUCUCAAAAAUGCAUGGGACGCCUCACAAAAGUCCACCCGUGAGGAUUGGCAGGAGUGGAUACGUCGGUUCAGCGUUGAGCUUCUGAAGGAAUCUCCUUCUCCGGCCCUGAGAGCUUGUGCCAGCUUGGCCGGUAUCUAUCAACCAUUGGCAAGAGAUCUUUUCAACGCCGCGUUUGUGUCAUGUUGGACUGAGCUGUAUGAUCAAUACCAAGAGGAGUUGGUUCGAUCGAUUGAGAAGGCUCUUACAUCUCCGAACAUUCCCCCGGAGAUCCUGCAGAUUUUGUUGAAUCUUGCCGAGUUCAUGGAGCACGACGACAAGGCCCUUCCCAUCGACAUCCGGACCCUUGGUAAAUACGCCGCCAAAUGCCAUGCCUUCGCCAAAGCUCUUCACUACAAAGAGCUAGAGUUUGAACAGGAUCAGAACUCGGGUGCUGUUGAGGCGUUGAUCACAAUCAACAACCAGUUGCAGCAGUCGGAUGCCGCCAUCGGUAUCCUUCGCAAAGCUCAAGCAUAUCGCGAUGUGGAGCUUAAGGAAACCUGGUUCGAGAAACUCCAGCGCUGGGAUGAAGCCCUCGCUGCCUAUAAGCGACGAGAGAAAACCGAUCCGGAUUCAUUUGGCAUCACGAUGGGUAAGAUGCGAUGUCUGCACGCUCUUGGAGAGUGGAAGGUGCUUUCAGAUCUUGCUCAAGAGAAGUGGAACCAGGCAUCCUUGGAGCAUCGCAGGGCUAUUGCUCCUCUGGCUGCUGCCGCCGCCUGGGGCCGACGCCAGUGGGAGUUGAUGGAUUCUUACCUUGGAGUCAUGAAGGAACAGUCUCCCGAUCGAUCGUUUUUCGGGGCUAUUCUCGCCAUCCACCGCAACCAAUUCGACGAGGCCAACAUGUAUAUCGAAAAGGCUCGGAACGGCCUGGAUACCGAACUGUCAGCGCUGCUUGGAGAAUCGUAUAAUCGCGCUUACAACGUCGUUGUCCGAGUCCAGAUGCUUGCCGAACUGGAGGAAAUCAUCACUUACAAACAAAACGUGGGUGAUCCCGAGAAACAAGAAGCCAUCCGCCAAACCUGGAACCAUCGCCUGCUGGGUUGCCAGCAGAACGUAGAAGUCUGGCAGCGGAUGCUCAAGGUUCGGGCACUCGUGACUGCUCCUCGCGAGGAUCUCGAUAUGUCAAUCAAGUUCGCCAACCUGUGCCGCAAAUCUAACCGCAUGGGGCUCGCGGAACGAUCGUUGGCGGCACUAGAGACAGUCAUCGCUGACGCCAAUGGCACGCGAACUAUCGCACCUCCCGAGGUCACCUACGCUCGACUCAAGUUCAACUGGGCAAGUGGCCACCAACAAGAAGCUCUCACAUCGCUGAAAGAGUUUACCUCUGGGUUGACCGAUGACCUGUCCAAGUACAAUGCGCUCACGCACGCCGCCGACCACCACGGUAUCAAUGGCGUCAACGGCAUCACAGAAUCGAAUCAUGCAGAUGCCACGGGUGUGCGCGAACGGAUUGGCGACGUUGCCAAAUUCCGGAAGCUUCUUUCCAAGAGCUACCUGCGGCAAGGCGAAUGGCAGACAACCCUUCAGAGAGGCGAUUGGCGUGCAGAAAAUGUCCGUGAUGUCCUCAGCGCGUACUCGGCUGCGACCCAGUACAACCGUGAUUCGUACAAAGCGUGGCACUCCUGGGCAUUGGCGAACUUCGAAGUCGUCACGACAAUUGCCAGUCAAGCGAGCCGGGAUGGUGUACCUGCACCAGUUCCAGCACACAUUGUGACGGAGCAUGUCAUCCCUGCCAUCCGUGGUUUCCUCCGGUCUAUUGCCUUGUCUUCAACAUCGUCUCUGCAAGACACUCUGCGUCUGCUUACGCUCUGGUUCACCCACGGCGGUGACCAUGAAGUCAACACGGUCGUCACGGAAGGGUUUACUGCAGUCAACAUCGAUACUUGGCUCGCCGUUACUCCUCAGCUGAUCGCGCGGAUCAACCAGCCCAACAUCCGGGUUCGCGGUUCCGUUCAUAGAUUGCUUGCCGAGGUCGGAAAAGCACACCCACAGGCUUUGGUGUAUCCGUUGACUGUGGCAAUGAAGUCAAACGUCACUCGGCGCUCACAGUCUGCGAGCAACAUCAUGGAAAGUAUGCGCCAGCACAGUGCCAAACUCGUCGAGCAAGCCGAUCUUGUGUCCCAUGAAUUGAUCCGGGUCGCGGUACUGUGGCACGAACUCUGGCAUGAAGGUUUGGAGGAGGCUUCCCGUCUCUACUUUGGUGACCACAACGUCGAAGGCAUGUUCGCUACGCUUGCGCCUCUCCAUGAUAUGCUGGACCAGGGGGCCGAGACGCUCCGAGAGGUAUCCUUCGCGCAAGCUUUCGGGCGCGAUCUCGCGGAGGCUAGGCACUACUGCAUGCUCUAUCGCGACACAGAAGAGAUUGGUGAUCUGAACCAAGCGUGGGAUCUUUAUUACACAGUGUUCCGCAAGAUCAGCCGUCAACUUCCCCAACUUUCCAUUCUUGACCUCAAAUACGUCUCCCCUCGACUCAAGGAUUGUUCCGAUCUUGACCUUGCUGUGCCCGGAACGUACCAGAGUGGCCGCCCAGUGAUUCGAAUUAUGAGCUUUGAUCCGAUCCUGCAUGUCCUCCAGACGAAGAAACGCCCGCGACGCAUGACGCUCAAGGGCAGUAACGGAAGCUCUUACAUGUAUCUUGUCAAGGGACACGAGGAUAUUCGACAGGAUGAGAGAGUCAUGCAGCUCUUUGGUCUGAUUAAUACUCUUCUCGACAACGAUGGCGAGAGCUUCAAGCGCCAUCUCUCAGUACAGCGCUUCCCCGCCAUUCCAUUGUCCCAGAGUUCUGGUCUGCUGGGUUGGGUGUGGAACAGUGACACCCUGCACGCCCUCAUCAAAGAAUAUCGUGAGAGCCGCCGUAUUCUGCUUAACAUCGAGCACCGCAUCAUGCUUCAGAUGGCACCGGACUAUGACAGCCUCACUCUUAUGCAGAAGGUUGAAGUGUUUGGUUAUGCGAUGGACAAUACCACCGGCAAAGAUCUGUACCGCGUGUUAUGGCUCAAGAGCAAGAGCUCCGAGUCUUGGCUGGAGCGGCGUACCAAUUAUACUCGGUCUCUUGGCGUCAUGUCCAUGGUCGGGUAUAUCCUUGGUCUGGGAGAUCGGCAUCCUUCGAACUUGCUUCUGGAUCGCACAACUGGCCGGGUUGUCCACAUCGAUUUCGGUGACUGUUUCGAGGUGGCGAUGCACCGGGAGAAGUAUCCCGAACGAGUGCCAUUCCGACUUACACGCAUGUUGACUUUCGCCAUGGAGGUCAGCAACAUCGAGGGAAGCUAUCGUAUCACCUGCGAGGCUGUUAUGCGUGUCCUGCGGGAGAACAAGGACUCGUUGAUGGCUGUUCUGGAAGCCUUCAUUCACGACCCCUUGAUCAACUGGCGUCUUGGUGCACAAGAGUCCCCCGACCGCGUAUCACUGACGGCUGAACGCCGACAGUCGAUCAUCGAGGGUAUCAACCUCGAACACGGAGUUCAGCCGAGCAACUUCUCUCGCCCGCGCCGGCCAUCUAUCCUCGAGGGCGGCAUCCUCGAUGCUCAGGAGAACGUCCCUCAGGAGGCGCGCGAGGCACAAAACGCCCGGGCCCUGCAAGUGCUUGCGCGAGUCAAGGAGAAGCUGACGGGUCGCGACUUCAAGCACUACGAGGAGCUGGGUAUCAGCGACCAGGUGGACAAGUUGCUCGCACAAGCCACAAACGUCGAGAACAUCUGCCAGCACUGGAUCGGAUGGUGUAGUUUCUGGUGA
Messenger RNA from Penicillium lagena, 7149 nucleotides. RefSeq names its product putative TOR pathway phosphatidylinositol 3-kinase TorA (gene tor). Gene Ontology annotation, molecular function: protein binding; protein serine/threonine kinase activity; protein-containing complex binding. Gene Ontology annotation, cellular component: TORC2 complex; nucleus; TORC1 complex. Bases 1 to 7149 code for a protein of 2382 amino acids. The record is from RefSeq and is a predicted model, not a curated record. Gene Ontology annotation, biological process: protein phosphorylation; negative regulation of macroautophagy; TOR signaling. The transcript has 3 exons. NCBI's taxonomy places the organism in Eukaryota, Fungi, Ascomycota, Eurotiomycetes, Eurotiales, Aspergillaceae.